AUGCAAAGUAGUCAGUUUGUGCACGGAGAGAUGGAAGGGGGCAUAAAUGCGGGUUGUUAGUACCGCUAUGUAUGGAUACCGGGUACAGGCCACUGUGCAGUUGUGCCUCGAUUCGACAGGCGUAAUCAUGAACCUACAGGAAUACGUCAAGUUCCUAUUCUGCGUCUUCGUCGUUGCGUUGGCAGUUACCACCGCACGUCCCGACGGCCCCAGAAUCGAAAAUUCGAAGGACGUCGAGAAAGUUCGAGUGACUCGAGGAGUCCUGGAUUUCAUUUUCGGAGGUCUCAAGUCUUGCGGCGGAUGUCAAUGCGGACGACCGAAUCGUGGUGGGGCUAGAAUUUUGGGCGGCGAGUAUACCGACACCCACGAGUUUCCAUGGCUGGCCAAUGUCCAUGUGAAAUCAAAACUAGUCGUUAGCGGGGUUUUGAUCAACGAUCGAUACGUCAUGACCGCCGCCAGCCAGCUCAUUGCAGCCACAGCGCCGGAGAUCAAAGUGUCUUUGGGUGAAUACGACCGUUGCCACUUGGACAUAUCUUCGAGCAACGUGAGUGUGGAAACGGUGAUACCGUUCCCGGAAUUCAACCCCGAAUCUCGAAGCCACGACUUGGCUCUACUUCGCCUCAGUCAACCUACGAAGUUUGAAAGGAGGAUUUCACCGGUCUGCAUGCCUAAUCCAGGGUCCACUUAUUUAGGGCAAGUAGGAACUCUCUCCGGCUGGAUCGAAGGUAAAGCCGUGGACGCUUCCGAGACGAGAACAUGUCGACCCCGAAAGCUGGGUCUUCCGGUUCUGGGAUACAGCGAGUGCAUCAAGUCCGGAGUUAGUCUAGCAAGCUUCCACGACGAUUCCGGAUGCAUUGGAGUUAUCGGCGGAAAUUCUCUCGUGUGCGAAAACGACGUCGGUUCAUCCGUUCUCUACAGAUCAUACGCUGACGUCUACGAUCUCGUCGGUAUUAUGUCGGACGUGAAUAAAUGCGACGACAAGCCAGCGGGUGCUGUGUUCACCCGAAUUGGGCCUCAUCUUGAUUGGAUUUUACAGCAGACCAAAGACGCUUGUUACUGCACAAAAUAAUCAUCGAAACUACGUUUUUCAGUCAAUUUCAAUGACCUUGGCACUUCGUGUUGUUUUAAUUUGCAAUAUCUGUUCAAGCAUCUUAAGUUAAAUGUGUUGUACGAUUUUUACCGUGUCCACAUUUCAAUGGAUCGAAUCUUGACAAAUGGGUACUACUGAUAUAUUCUCAUAUAUCAGCUGAAACACACAAA
This is a messenger RNA of Neodiprion fabricii, 1260 nucleotides long. Its product is annotated as vitamin K-dependent protein C-like. Gene Ontology annotation, biological process: proteolysis. Gene Ontology annotation, molecular function: serine-type endopeptidase activity. Bases 47 to 1069 code for a protein of 340 amino acids. The transcript has 7 exons. The record is from RefSeq and is a predicted model, not a curated record. Lineage: Eukaryota; Metazoa; Arthropoda; Insecta; Hymenoptera; Diprionidae.